AUGGAGGAGAGUGGACCGACCGAGCCCAAGGAGCCGAAGGCGAAGCUUAAGGCCAGUAAGGCAUCCAAAAAAUCGAAGAAAGGGAAGGAGGAGAAGGACUUUGGCUUGACCUCGGUCAUUGGGAAUGGCCAGCAGCCCGACGAAGCCGAGGGAAACGAGGAGAUCUUCACCGAGACUGAGACCUCGCCAAGCCCUUUGCACAUGAGCCCAGGCACCAGGCCUUCGGAUCUCAAGGAUGGUCAGCUUUUGGCUGAUUUGGAGAGUUCCGAGAUGGAGACCGAAGAGCCAAACCCGCCGAUGGAGCCCGCGGCCAGUGCUGCGGCCAUCGCAGGUGGAGCGUCAAAGGAAGAGGAUCUCGAUGAGUUGCGGAAGUUGUUCAAAGACGUGGAGAAGGGUCGCGUUUGGGACGAUGAAGACCAUGGAGGCACCAUUCUACUGAAUUUUCUUGUAUUUUCUUGUGCCGAUCACGGAAACCAGAAAUUUUGA
Durusdinium trenchii is the source of this 486-nucleotide messenger RNA. The record is from the annotation of a GenBank genome assembly. NCBI's taxonomy places the organism in Eukaryota, Dinophyceae, Suessiales, Symbiodiniaceae.